Molecule: messenger RNA, 981 nt
Organism: Morone saxatilis (striped sea-bass)
Lineage: Eukaryota; Metazoa; Chordata; Actinopteri; Moronidae
Gene: tmem254
Product: transmembrane protein 254
Exons: 4
Coding region: 25-396 (123 amino acids)
Source: RefSeq, a predicted model, not a curated record
GACCCGCGCAGAGCAGCAGCAGCUAUGGCUAAAAGUGAUGGAUGCGAUUAUUUUAAGAGAACCAGCCUGUUCUGGAUCGUCAGCGUGACACUGGCGAUGGGAUAUUUCACUUGCACUGUGUUUGCACCAGAGGUAAUCCCGUUUCAGCACCUCGGUCCGUUUGGCACCUUCUGCAGAUACCUUGUGGACAACUAUGCUGACAUUAUGUACAAAGGGUGGUGGGCGGCCUGGAUUAUCCAUGCUUUUGAGGCCUUUGUUGCAUUGAGGAUGUGCAGUGACAAAGGUAUCAGCAGCGCCGCCACUCGCUGCAUGUGGUUCGGCCAGACCUUUCUGUUUGGCUUCGCUUCCCUCGGCCUGCUCCUCAAGUACGACCCCGAGCGCCCCAAACAGCACUGACACCGGCAGGAGCAAGAAGCCCAACGAAGAACAUGGUGCGGGCCGAACCCAGGAACUCAAUCGCUUCCUUGUGCCUCUUCUUCUUCUUCCACUGUCACCUGAGCCUUUUCUGUGAACGCUACACUACACAUUGUCUUAAAUCCAUUUCAUUCCAUAGAUUUUCUAUUAAUAAACCACAGGUUACCUUUUAUAAAUAAUAUUAUAGAGUUUUUAUUGAUAAUAGAAUUAACAGAAAUGAUUUGAGCACCAGAGUUCCCUUGAUGAAUCCGCUCUGGGCCGAGUAUUAACUCCAAUAGAGAGUGAAUCUUUUCUGGAGUUGUUUAGGACUCUCAUGAUGUUUACAAUCAGCCUGGCUGAUGGCGGUGGGGAUAUUCUCUCAGCUGCUGUGAUGAACAUACCGUCAGACAGGUUGGCUGCAGAUGGUCCGCCACCACCAGCCUCCAACGCUCUCCAGGAUAAAAAUAAAGAGCGCUGCUGUGUGCAUUUUAAAUUCACAUUUGCCUUUCUUAUACUGAAGUGCUUUGAAUUUUAAACUAGACUGGAAGUUCUUAACAUUUAUGCUGCAAAAUAAAGAGUGACUUACAA